UACUCUGUCAGUUUUUUCUCGGACUCAAGAUGGCGGCGGUUCUUACGGAAGAACCACGCUUGGAAAAAGAAAGCACUAAUGAGAUGCCAGAGGAUGGCGAUGACGAGGUGGAAGACUUAGUGGACGCUAAUGAAGUCUCUUCGAGUAAGAAGAAAAAGAAGAAGAAGAAAAAGAAGAAAGGAGGUGGGGAGCAAACUACAGAAGUACUGAAUGGGGAAAUGAAUGGACAUGGAGAGAAAGAUGAUACAACCACUCAGACUGUUACAACAGAACCAGUGAAUGGUGUGCGACAAGAAGAUGCAGACGGUGAAGAUGCACCCGAAGGAGAAAAUGGUGUCACAGCUCCUGGAAAGAAGAAGAAAAAGAAGAAGAAGAAGUCAGCAGGAACCAAGUCAGGGGCUGGACAAGGUGAAAGAGCAAUAAAUAAUUGAUAGAAGGAAUUUGUGUUUGCUUGUUCCUUUUUGUUAUU
Molecule: messenger RNA, 469 nt
Organism: Orbicella faveolata
Lineage: Eukaryota; Metazoa; Cnidaria; Anthozoa; Scleractinia; Merulinidae
Biological process (GO): proteolysis
Cellular component (GO): cytoplasm
Molecular function (GO): metalloaminopeptidase activity
Source: RefSeq, a predicted model, not a curated record